AUGAACAUUUCAUUGGAUCCAUUCUUAAUUUUAUAUGUUCCAAUAUUCUAUUCACCAAAAGAAUUUACUGAUGUUUUUAAGGAUUAUGCAAAAGAAUCAUUCCAAGUUUCAUAUGAAGUUUUGACAUCAUUGAAAGAUAUUGAUCUUUAUCAACAAUGGUCAUUAAUCAUUGAUGAAAUAUCAAAAAUCAUGAAACAAUCAGAAACAUUAUCAUUUGGUGCUGUAAGUUGGAAGCAACAUUUACUAAACAAUAGUGAUUUGCUCCAAGCAUUGCUAUCAUUUGAUUUCAGCAAACUCAAAUCGUGUGGUAGUUCCACGAAUAUCAUCGAAGCUAUGAAAAGCAAUGAUGUCCAAAGGUCAAGAAAUAAAAAGAUGGAAACAUCAUCAAGAGAUUGUUUGUUGGAAAUACAAAGAUAUAUUUCAACAAAAGAACCAAAUUAUGAAGUCUUGCAGUGGGCCAAAGAUAACAAUGCAUUUAAUAUCAAGACAAAACCAAAUGAUUUGCUUAAAAUGAUUGAAAGAGCAAAAAUUCCUAUUCAUCAACCAAUGCAUAUAGAUUUUGAAAAACUUGGAGAACUAUAUUUAUCUCCUGAUCCAACAGAAAACAAAGAAGAUAUGACUUGGUUCUUCCAUUACUGCCUUUAUUCAUAUAAAUCAUAUCUUUUAGAUAUGAUUGAAGAAGGUUCUCUCCAAAGUGCAAUGUCAUUCUCAGAAUUUCAUCCUGAAUUCAAGAAGUACUUAUAUGAUAUAUUUAGUAAUGGAAAUACAAAUAUAUUACAAGAAUAUCGAGAUCAAAUCGUCGAAGAUUUGUUUGUAAAUCUUUCAUCACAGAAGGAAUAUUUUCUUAAAACAACUGCAAUAAGAGCUAUUAAUCAGCUUUCGAAUCCUUCAGAUUUUGUUUCACCAUAUUGGGCAGAUGUCAUUCAUAAGAUCAAUCAUGUAAUUCCUCUUGAAAUUCCGUUAAUUUUCCCUGACAUGUCAUCAUCAUCGAUUAUUUCAUGUUUCAUCAAAGCGUCCAUUCAUUUUAAAGGUUUUGAAUAUCUUGAAAAUUCAGAAAAAUUCAUGAACUACCGAAAAUAUGCUAUUAAAGAUCCACCAAAUUCUUUAGAAGAUUUAGUUGAAAUCAUUAAGCAAAAAGAUCCAUCUUUAAUAGAAUUUAUUGAGCUUUGCAAAUCAAUUUAUGAACAAAAGGAAGUCGGUUUUAAUUUCAAUGAUGCAAUGUUAUACAAUCAAGACAUUUUAGAAUUUGCUCCAUUCUCAUCUAUUUUCUUUAAUAAGAAUCCUCAGUUGAGACAAAUUAUGGAUAUGUGUAUUCCAAAAGAUAAUGAUGGUACAUUUCAUUUUAAUGUUGGUCUCGCAAUUAUCAGACUCUUCACGAAUUGUAAUCUUAUAUCAGUGAAUAGCAAAAUUAAUCCGAGUAUUCACAAAAUGCUUAAAGAAAUUGUAGGUGGCUGGUAUAAAAUUCCUUCACAAUUCAUCGUUGAUUACAUUAUGAUUGUAGGCAAUUAUAAUGCAAGUAUUGAUCAACAAUACGACUACAAUUUAACGUCUUAUUUAGAAGAAGGUAAUGAUAUUGAUAAGAUUGCAAAUUUCAUCAUUGAAUCGAAUUACGCACAUUAUUUCAUUAGUAAUCUAAAGCAAACAUAUCCAAUUGCCAUUCGUAAAUUCGUUAAGAGAAAUGAUUUAAUUCCCUAUCUUGAUCAGUAUUUAGAGGAAGAUGGAGAAAACAAAGAUAUUGAAGUUUAUCUAAGUGAUAAUUUCAAAAUCUUAUUGAAAACUACUUUAGGAUACACACGAACAUUGUAUGAUUUCAUUCAGCAAUUCACAGAUAAAGAAGAUGCUAAAAAUAACCAAGCAAUUGCCAUUUUCGGUUGUUUGACAUCAAUCAGUGGAUAUAUUGCAGAUCAAAAUAUUGAGAAUGACUAUUUUAUCGAUUAUUGCAGAUACAUUUUCAAUAACUUUGAUAUUGAACAAUUCAAAUCUAUCAUCGAUAAGCCGAAGAAUGAAAAUCAAUUCAAUGACCCGUUUUCCAAGGCAAUAUUUUCAUUCAUUUGGAAUCCCAUUGGAUCAUUCACAGAUUUCUAUAAAAAGAAAUUAACAGAGAGUAAACUUUUGGCAAAUGCAGAAAUUUCCCAAAAUAAUUCACAAAUACAAGAAAUUAGAACUUCUAAUUUCAUUGAUUCAAUGCAGGAAGCAAUUAUGAAAGAUAGAAAAUAUUUUGCAGAUCAAAAUAAUAAAGAACAUGUUAAAGAAGAAAUUAAUGAUAAAUAG
Molecule: messenger RNA, 2271 nt
Organism: Trichomonas vaginalis G3
Lineage: Eukaryota; Parabasalia; Trichomonadida; Trichomonadidae
Product: endonuclease protein
Exons: 1
Coding region: 1-2271 (756 amino acids)
Source: RefSeq, a predicted model, not a curated record